GAAAAAGUGUGUCCGGAUUUUAUCAUCACUAAGCAAGUUGAAAGAACAAGCAUUCGCUCUAUGUAUUAGGCUUCGCGGCUCUUUCAAAGGCCAGAGCAGCUUUCCUUCAGGUAUUCUUGAAUCACUCAGCUUGGCGCCAUUGCCAGCCAAUUGGGACUCCAUCGCAUUGAUCGCUGUGCUUGGCGGGCCGUUAAAAUACCCUCUCAAAAACAUUCAUUCCCUUGAAUGUGUGUGUGUUUUUUCUUAGCAAGCACAUACAUAUUUGAUUCAGCUGUUUUCAAGGUUGAAUUUUGGACUUGACAACUCUGAGGUCUUUGUUCGCUAAAGGUUUUUCUUUUCUUUGUGGGCCCAGGUUUGACAUCGUUACGUUGUUGAAUGUGUGAUUGCUUCCUUAGAAGAGGCUUUCAAGAGAAACAUAAAAUGGCCGAGUGAUGACUCCGAGUCAUUUUCAUAACCCCUCCAUCCAGUCUUCAAAAAGUCCUUGUGUUCUAUGAACUUCUGGAGUUUUUAUUAUCUCUUAACCACGACUUAAAAGCUAAUUCGAGCUGUUGCCUAACCAGAAGAGUUUGAGUUCGAAGCAUGUCUGAUUCCGAGGGCGUCCAGGAUCAGGACUUAACCAAUAAUGUCCAUGACGCUGAUCCCGAGAAGAAUUGUGUCGUCGAUCCUGCCCGUGUGCAGGUCGCCACCAAGGCCAAUCGUGAGGCUGGUGAAAAGGCUUUGGAACGAGAGAUGAAAGGAGUAGUCAAGGAUUUUGACAUGGAAACCAAGAUGGUUCAGUUGAAAUUGGAAUCGGAACAAAACGGCCAAUCCCUGGAUUGUCAAUGUGAGGCCGUGGGUUCGGAUAGUCGAGGAGUUCAGUAUCAGUGCCAUUAUCGGAUCGGAUCGAGGUCCGGAGAGAGUGAUGGUGCUCCGAUCUCGGAAAACGUGUCCAAGGAGUGCUCACCUGAGUCAUUGCGGGUCCAAGAAAUCGAAGGGAAAUUCUCCAUGAAUGUCCCAUACGAGCGAACCCGAUCAUUAAAUGCACCAAGUCCCAUCCAACAGUUUGGACCAUGUGGCAGAAUUAUGAAGAACUCCGCCAUGGUGAUGACAAUCCAAGAUCCGGCCUCUCAACGGCUCACAUGGUACAAGCCUCCUCUAACAGUGUUGGUGAUCAAGAAGGUUCGAGAUGCCACUGUGAUUCCACCCUUCAUUCAAUUAGUCCAAUGGUUCACCCAGGUUAAAAACAUGGUGGUCUUCGUCGAAUCAGCAGUACUUGAAGAUCCUCUUCUCACCAACUACUCAGGGUUCACAACCUCCAAGGAUAAACUGAUGACCUUUUCUGAAGGCAAGGACGAUUUGACUGACAAGAUAGAUUUCAUCGUGUGCCUCGGUGGGGAUGGCACCCUCUUGUAUGCUUCAUCCUUGUUCCAACAGUCCGUCCCACCCAUAAUGGCCUUCCAUUUGGGCUCCCUUGGGUUUCUCACUCCGUUUGAAGUGGACAAUUUUGAGCAGCAAAUCACACACGUUUUAGAAGGACAUGCUGCCUUAACCCUCCGAAGUCGGCUUCGUUGCAUUGUCAUGAAAAAGGAUAGCUCCGGAGAUGUGAAAGCCACGAAGCCCACCACCAACCUGUUGGUCUUGAACGAAGUUGUGAUUGAUCGUGGACCUUCUCCCUACUUGUCCAAUAUCGAUUUGUACCUGGACGGCAAGCUUAUCACGUCCGUUCAAGGCGACGGUCUCAUCAUUUCCACACCUACAGGCAGCACUGCCUAUGCUGUGGCUGCGGGCGCCUCGAUGAUCCAUCCUUCUGUGCCAGCCAUCAUGGUCACGCCCAUCUGUCCACAUUCAUUGUCUUUCAGGCCCAUUGUCGUUCCUGCCGGUGUUGAACUGAAGGUCACCCUAAACCCAUCCACCAGGAAUACGGCCUACAUGUCCUUUGAUGGCAGAAACCAUCAAGAACUGCGUGCCGGAGACAGCCUUCGUGUGACCACCUCAAUCUACCCGGUGCCUUCCAUAUGUGCCCAAGACCAGAUCUCGGACUGGUUUGCCUCUUUGGCUGAAUGCUUGCACUGGAAUGUGCGUAAGAAGCAAAAACAUUUCGAUGAGUUGGCCGAUUUCACACGAUGUUCAUCGAACGAGACCUUGGAUUCCUUGGAUAAGUUCUCCGAUAAAGUGGACACUAACUGAAUCUGUCCCGCAAUGGUGCGGGAAAAACUGGGGGAAGGAAAGGGCCCCAUCAUGACCACUUGAUCAGGAGAAAGCACCCGAUCAAGUCCAAGUAUUUUAUGACCAAGCAAUUUAACUGAAAGAAGGAUGGAUAGUAGAUGGAUGAACGAAAAGAAGUAUUGUUAAGCCCUUUCCUUGGCCCCCUCCUCCUCCUCCUCCUCCUCCUUGACCUCCGACUCGUGGAAAGCCGUACAUGAACACACGUACAAGAAAUGACAACGGAAAGAAGACUGAACGAAGAAAAAGAACCCACUGACAGUGCUGCCUUCCGCCGAUGCAUUUGGCACGACACAAGAUGUCCACGAGGAAAUUAGUGUUGGCUUUCUGACCAAUAACGCCCCUCCCAACCCUUCUAAUGAAUUAUAUUCCACUCCGUUUUGCAAAUGAUGCCUUGCAAAAAAAUACAAUAUCUAUAUCUAUCAAAAUCUAUGGACGAACAAUUAUGAAUCAUCACAAAUUCUAUUGAGAAAGGAAGACGUAUGACCCUGCAAAACAAGAAACAAUGAUAAUCUCCUCCUCAUUCAACGCCUGGACGACCACGAAGACGACGACCCCGGCAUCAACAACAAGAACAACAACGCAAACGGCGCCUUCUAUGACUUUCAUCAAAUCUUGAGACAUAUGCACUAAAUUCCGAACGUGGCCAAUCCAUCUCCACCUCAAUAUCCUUCUUAUGCACUAACGUAUUCAACAUACGCAUCAUGAUGUGUUGUUUCAAAAAUGCCUGUGUUUUCGAGGCUAUUUUUGUAUUUCUCAUUUUUUUCACCUAUCAUCCUUCAACAAAGAUGAAAACGAGCUAUUGCAAAAUAUACGCCAACUAAUUCCGUUUCACGAGCA
Messenger RNA from Tigriopus californicus, 3042 nucleotides. RefSeq names its product NAD kinase-like. The transcript has 8 exons. The coding region runs from base 580 to 2166 and encodes 528 amino acids. Lineage: Eukaryota; Metazoa; Arthropoda; Copepoda; Harpacticoida; Harpacticidae. Gene Ontology annotation, biological process: NADP+ biosynthetic process; NAD+ metabolic process. The record is from RefSeq and is a predicted model, not a curated record. Gene Ontology annotation, molecular function: NAD+ kinase activity.